AUGAGGCCGCUGGACGAGAAGGAGACGACCCUAGUUUUCGAUAAGCUACACAAAUUUGUGGGAAACAAUCUACAGAAAAUUGUAAUGGAAAACCCGUCUCAUGAAGGACCCGACCUGAACCCGGGACGCUACUGCUUCCGCCUCCAGAAGAACCGAGUCUACUACGUAUCGGAGUCGUUAGUCAAACGCGCCACCAACAUCAAGCGCGAAAAAUUGGUAUCGAUGGGAACCCAGAUUGGAAAAUUCACCAAGAGUGAUAAAUUUCACUUGACGAUUCAGGGGUUGAAUUUGUUGGCUGCAAGUGCCAAGCACAAGGUGUGGCUGAAGCCUACAUCUGAAAUGAGCUUUUUGUAUGGGAACAGGGUGUUGAAAGGUGGGGUGGGGAGGAUUACGGAGAAUAUUCUGGUGAAUGAUGGGGUGGUGGUGUACUCCAUGGCGGAUGUGCCGUUGGGAUUCGGGGUUGCAGCGAAGAGCACGCAGGAUUGUAGGAAAAUGGAUCCCAAUGGGAUUGUGGUGCAUCACCUUGCCGAUAUUGGGGAGUACUUGAGAAUGGAGGAUGAGCUCUAA
Messenger RNA from Fraxinus pennsylvanica, 567 nucleotides. NCBI's taxonomy places the organism in Eukaryota, Viridiplantae, Streptophyta, Magnoliopsida, Lamiales, Oleaceae. The record is from the annotation of a GenBank genome assembly.